AUGGCCUCGUUCGUUCCGUCUACCUCCACCAGCAGUGAUCGUCUUACUGCUGCAACUUCGGCCUCCGUGAUGUCACAGCCCUUCUCCAGUAUGAGUGCUCGUAAACAAUCAACGACGGUACCCUCGCCGUCAGGCAACGAGACAUCGAUCUUUUGGGGCCAGUCACAGUCGCAGACAACGAAUUCGCAGACUCUUCAUGGCAUGCAGCCUUCUGCCAGCCAGCAUCAUGCCCCCAGCUCAGUGCCAGCUCAGCCCUCUGAGCGCGCAGGUGCUGCUGCCACCGCACCGUUCCUGAGAGAUUUUACUCUUGUUGCAGAAGCUGCAAAGCGGGCUCAGAUGGCUGUGGUCAUGCGCGACCUAGAAGGCAUUUCUUUAUAA
This is a messenger RNA of Paecilomyces variotii, 378 nucleotides long. RefSeq lists its product as hypothetical. The transcript has a single exon. NCBI's taxonomy places the organism in Eukaryota, Fungi, Ascomycota, Eurotiomycetes, Eurotiales, Thermoascaceae. The record is from RefSeq and is a predicted model, not a curated record. Bases 1 to 378 code for a protein of 125 amino acids.